UGUCAUAAGACACAUAACCCUGUUUUACUUCGAUUUAGAGAUAGUGGUUUUAGUUUAGCUUUAUUUAAACUUGGUGAGAUGGACGAUAAUGUUCAUACAAUUGAGCAAUUUUAUGGAGUCUACCUGCUGUACUGCCUCAACCCGAAAUACAAAGGCCGCACCUACAUCGGCUACACAGUGGACCCAAAUCGACGAAUUAAACAGCACAACAAAGGCAAAAAGGCGGGCGGCGCGUGGAGAACAAGCAAAAGGGGCCCUUGGACGAUGGUGUUAAUCGUGCACGGCUUUCCCAACGACAUCACAGCACUACGGUUCGAGUGGGCCUGGCAACAUCCGAAUCGUUCUCGACGUCUCAGUCAUCUGCCGAGGAAGAAGGCGCGCGAGACAGUCUACGAUUACGCCCUCCGCGUGCUCGCCGAAAUGUUUCGUGUGGGUCCGUGGCUACGGCUGCCGCUAACGAUACGCUGGCUAAAUCAGGAGUUUGCACGUGACUUUCCGAGUGACAAAUUGCCGCCGUUUCACAUGCCCGUGUGCUACGGACCCGUGGUCAGCAAGAAAUUGAAGUGUGGCUCGGGCGAUCACGGCCCAAAUCAAAGCUCAACUUGUGUUGUGUGCUCGGGCGACAUCGACGAGAAGCCGUUAGUGUGUCUUAGCCCCGAUUGUGAUUUAGUAAGCCACAUUGUGUGUCUGUCCAAGUCGUUCCUCGAGCCGGGCGAGUACGUGCCAAUCGAAGGACGGUGCCCGAGAUGUAACGAGUCGUACUUGUGGGGCGAUUUAAUUCGAAAAUACAGAGGUUGUUACGGCAACACAAAUAUAGUUAUAAGUAAAGAUAUAACCGACGAUAUUGCUAUGUCUGAUUCCGAUUAACAAUAAUUUAAAUAAAUAGAAUCUUUGGUA
Photinus pyralis (common eastern firefly) is the source of this 897-nucleotide messenger RNA. RefSeq names its product structure-specific endonuclease subunit slx1. NCBI's taxonomy places the organism in Eukaryota, Metazoa, Arthropoda, Insecta, Coleoptera, Lampyridae. The transcript has 4 exons. Gene Ontology annotation, biological process: double-strand break repair via homologous recombination. The record is from RefSeq and is a predicted model, not a curated record. Gene Ontology annotation, cellular component: Slx1-Slx4 complex. Gene Ontology annotation, molecular function: 5'-flap endonuclease activity; crossover junction DNA endonuclease activity. The coding region runs from base 79 to 867 and encodes 262 amino acids.